Messenger RNA from Penicillium maclennaniae, 258 nucleotides. RefSeq lists its product as uncharacterized. Bases 1 to 258 code for a protein of 85 amino acids. Lineage: Eukaryota; Fungi; Ascomycota; Eurotiomycetes; Eurotiales; Aspergillaceae. The record is from RefSeq and is a predicted model, not a curated record. The transcript has a single exon.
AUGGGCCUCAUCAAGAUUCUUCUCAAAGCCAUCCUCAUUCCCAUUGUCGUUCUCGUCGUUAUCACCGUUGUUGUGAUCGUUCUCAUCAAAAUGCGUCGCGAGAAAAAGGAGGAACAAAGACAGAUCCAAAAACACUCGUUCCAGCCACCUCCUAUCACACAGUGGGCCAACGACAAUUAUCCUCAAGAGCCAGAACCGGUAGUCUACCCUGCAGCUACGCCGGGUCAGAUGGAACAGGGAGCUUUCCAUGCAAAAUGA